Eruca vesicaria subsp. sativa (arugula) is the source of this 731-nucleotide messenger RNA. The record is from the annotation of a GenBank genome assembly. NCBI's taxonomy places the organism in Eukaryota, Viridiplantae, Streptophyta, Magnoliopsida, Brassicales, Brassicaceae.
CUCAAACUCAACAACUUCAACAAAAAAAAAAACAAAAAACACAAUGUUCGGCGUUGUCUUCCCAAACCGGAGUUUCCCAAUCGACACAUCAACCUUCACUCAAAUCGACACUCUCCACUGGAUCCUCGACAUGAACCACUUCGUCGGCGAAGCAUACGACCAAAUCGGAGACCUCUGCAUCUUCCUCCUCAACAACUUCACUCUCCCACCCGACAAAGCCCUCGCCGUCUACCUCCAAUCCCCCGGCUCCGCCUUCUCCUUCUGCGGCGCCGUCACCCUCUCCCGCCCCUCCGCCGUCCUCUCCCUCAACUGGCCGGAGCCCGGAAGCGCCGCGCAGAUGCAGCUCACGGCGGGAGACUCGGCUCCCUUGUCGGCCAAGAUCGGGAUCUCGGUGGAGGACGCGGCGGCGCUUCCGUCGCUGGACGUGGCGGCGGAGAGGAGGAUCGAGAGGCUGGCGAUGAGGGUCGGGGAGAAUCUGUUUAACUUUAUGCAGUCGUUUUGUGGGGUUGAUGGGAGUAAGUUGGUGGUUCCGAUGGAUAUUUUGGAUCGGUGGUUUAAGAAGUUUCAGGAGAGGGCGAAACGUGAUCCUGGUUUUCUUAAAAGCUUUGCUUUGUAAUAAUGUGUUUUUUUUUUGGAAAAUCCUCAAUGGUUAGGUUUUUGUUUAGCUUCACUGUGUUUUGUACGAUGAAUUGAAGCAGAGAUUGUAGUGUACUUUUGGUUUGGUAAUGAGA